AUGGAAUCUCUUACCGAUCGGAAGAGGCAUCAACAAUGCGGACCACUCCACGAAAUCAUUCAGGAUCGGAGAGAAAAGACGACCGGCAUGAAGCCUGCCUGGUAUUACCUUGCCCAGUCCAAGAUGCCAGAACUGCGCAAAGAAGCAGUCCGACUGCUGCAAGAUCAAUAUCGGCUGGAGGCACUCUCGGGGGACCAGACAACUACCACGCAUAAAUGGGCGCAGGUAGAACAUCAACUGCGUGAAAAAAUGCCUACCGAGUUUCAUACGCUGGACCGUCUCCAGCAACACGUCGAGAUCUGGACUGUGUGCAACAAGGAGAAGAUCGCACAGCUAUUUCAGGGUGCGAUUACCGAAGCAGAACGCCUCAACGUACUUCUGGGACCGACCAUAGAUAUCGCCGGCCCAGCAGAGGCUCUCCGGCAAGGCUAG
Capronia epimyces CBS 606.96 is the source of this 432-nucleotide messenger RNA. RefSeq lists its product as uncharacterized. NCBI's taxonomy places the organism in Eukaryota, Fungi, Ascomycota, Eurotiomycetes, Chaetothyriales, Herpotrichiellaceae. The transcript has a single exon. The record is from RefSeq and is a predicted model, not a curated record. Bases 1 to 432 code for a protein of 143 amino acids.